AUGCUGCCGACUCAACAUAUAUUAACCCGCCAGCUGAUACGCCCUGGCUUGCCCGGGGUGUAUCGCGUGACAUGUGCUCGAGGUCUUCGCUACAACUCUUCCCUGGAAGCAGGCGAGAACAACACUGGACAUAUCAGCGUUGACACCAAGCAAGGUGUGCUGUUUUUCAACAAUCUCUACCCUCUCAGACUGCAAUGGCUGCUCCGUCUACCGCUCCUGAGCGCCGAGAGGCUGUUUUCGACCCUGACUGGAGGUGAUAAGUCCAUGGGAGCCAUCGAUCCUCAGAAAGUCAUCAAAAGAGCCCAGGAAGCUACUCCUGACAAGCCCGUGCAAGCAGACGUCGUCGAGGUGCUGCCCAGAGUCAAGGAGGGUGGUGCCUUUGUCAAGUUCACAUAUGAUGCUGGUUCGAAACCAGCCGAUAUUGAAGCAGCGGUACAGAAACAUCUUCAGGAUCACCAGGUGAAGCCUUGGUGGGCUCCUAUCACCAACGUUCGAGCAGGCUUAGUGAAGGGCAAGCCAUGGGUCGAGGAUUUGUACCGCUUGCCUAGUCAGCGAUUGAGAGUGGAGUUCUUGCCGACGGCCCCUGGAGGCGAAGUUGCAGAGUUAUCUCAAGAACAGCUAUAUGCUUACUUCAGACCCUAUGGAAAACUGGCAGAUAUCGUCUCUCAACCUUCUGAUUCAAAAGUGCUGCCCAAGUUUGCCACGGUCGACUUCACAGCAACCAGAAAAGCCGUUAUGGCCAAGAAUUGUUUACACGGCUAUGUCGUUUCGGAGACCCAAGGAGGCGGCAAACUAGGAACGGUCUUCAGAAUCAGCUACGAGAAAAAGCAGAAGGCACGAUGGUUUAUUGACUGGCUUACGAACCACCCCAGGAUCGCCAUCCCUGCGAUUGCAGCUCUCGUCGCCGGUUUCACCGUUGCUGUUUUUGACCCCAUCCGUACCGCUUUCAUCAAGGCACACAUUACCAGAACGCUCCAUCUCACAGACAACAGAGUCUAUCGCUGGUUCAAGAAACAGGCAAACGACCUUCUUGAUGUUGUGCGUCUUAGAUCACAUACUCCCGACGAAGCUGGAAUGGAGGCUAUCUGGGAAGAUCAGAGAGGGAACAUCAACCAGAUCAAGACUUGGCUCAUGGAAACAGCUGACACAUUCAUUGUGGUUCAAGGACCACGCGGAUCCGCAAAGCGAGAACUAGUCGUCGAUCAAGCUCUGAAGGACCGCAAGAAUAAGCUGAUCUUGGACUGCAAGCCGAUCCAAGAAGCUCGUGGCGACUCAGGCACUAUCAAUGCUACAGCGGCAGAAGUCGGCUACAGACCGGUGUUUUCAUGGAUGAACUCAAUCAGUGGAUUGAUCGAUCUUGCAGCCCAAGGUGCGACUGGUGUCAAGACCGGGUUCUCUGAGACCCUGGACUCGCAAUUAAAUGCUAACCUUAGCGACGACGAAUACCUCGAAGCACACCCUGAGAGGCGACCCGUCGUUGUCAUUGACAACUUCUUGCACAAGAGCCAGGAGGGCACUGUUGUUUAUGACAAAAUUGCUGAAUGGGCCGCCCGUGUGACCACAUCGAACAUUGCUCACGUCAUCUUCCUGACCCACGAUGUUUCUUUCAGCAAAUCGCUUUCCAAAGCCCUGCCAGACCGCGUGUUCCGUCAGAUCAGUCUUUCCGACACGAGUAUCGAGGUCGCCAAGCGAUUCGUCAUCAACCACAUCGACUUUGAGGCCGAAGAUGCAGACGCUGGUAUCAAGCAAUUGACUCCUUCGCAACGUCGUAAAGAUCUCGGGGAACUCGACAGCGUUCUCCCUGCUCUAGGUGGCAGACUCACAGAUCUCGAAUUCCUAGCCCGCAGAAUAAAGGCUGGCGAGACGCCACGCAAAGCCGUCCGCGAGAUUGUCGAGCAAUCCGCAAGCGAGAUUUUGAAGAUGUUUGUGCUUGGUCAGGAUGAUAGCGGCAGACAGUGGACACCGCAACAAGCCUGGCUACUCAUCAAGCAGCUCGCCAAGGACCAAAGUAUCCGCUACAACGAAAUCUUGCUAUCAGAUUCCUACAAGUCCGGCGGCGAAAAAGCACUCGCAGCCCUCGAACAAGCGGAACUCAUCGCCAUCCAAUCCUACAACGGCCGCCCAUACGCCAUCAAGCCCGGUCGUCCAGUCUACCAGCCUGCGUUCGAAAAGCUGACUCAGGAUAAGGUCCUGCAGUCACGCAUGGAUCUCGCAGUCUUGGCCGAGGGCAUCAAGGCCGAAACGCAGAGUAUUGACAAGUACGAGCAAGAAUUGCACCUUUUGGGCGAACUGCCGAGGCAGCCAGCAGAGCUGACCAGCCGUGUCAAUUAUCUUUUGGCAAAGAUUGUGGCCAGUCAAGCCAAGGUUGAGGUUUAUGAGAAACAGAGCGGUGAUCUCAAGAAGAUUCUGACUACGGAAUACUAG
Molecule: messenger RNA, 2424 nt
Organism: Aureobasidium namibiae CBS 147.97
Lineage: Eukaryota; Fungi; Ascomycota; Dothideomycetes; Dothideales; Saccotheciaceae
Exons: 5
Coding region: 1-2424 (807 amino acids)
Cellular component (GO): mitochondrial inner membrane
Molecular function (GO): RNA binding
Source: RefSeq, a predicted model, not a curated record